AGGACCCGUGUGUCCAACUGAGAGACAAAGCCCUUUUCUAUCUAUAUGUACCUACUGCAUUAUUAGAAUUUUAACAACUAUCUAAAUGCCAGCUGUGAAAAGAAACGCCAUACUGUAUAUUAUUAAACCAUUCGUUUUGUCCUAUUCGAAGACUAUUACGUUUACUGCAACUUAUCUUCUGUACUUUUCUUUGCUUUAUCAGUUACAUACGAGUAUAAUGUGAGUUAAUAUUUGCUCUUAAUUACUUAUUUAUGAUAAGCAUCAAACUAGAGUAAGAUUUCAGUGUCUAUUUCAUAUUAUGAACAAAAAGGUUUGAGACAACACUAAAAUAACCGUCUAUGUGAAAUUAACACAAUGGAGAAUAUUAAAAAAGUUUCGUGCGACAACGUUCAGUACAUAACUGAAGAGGACAUCAAAUUGAUUGUUACCAAAUAUGGGUAUGCAAGCGAAGACACUGCCAUUGAAAAAUACGACGUACACUACGCAAGUGACAAAAUGAUCGGAUUUGUGGCAGACUAUUUGAAAUUACAAAUAUCUGUAACUUCAAACGGUGCACGAAAAUUGUUGAGUUUCUUCGUUAAAGCAAUAUCUAAGACAAAUGAGGCUAAAGCGAACAUGGCUAAGGAUUUUGGGGCCCUUGAAAAGGAAAUAAUAUUUUAUGAUGUUAUCAAAAGGAAUUUAGCAGUACCAGGUUUGAAACCAUGGAGUCCACAUUUUGUAACAUGCCUACAAGACGCUGUGGUUUUCGAAGAUAUGUCGGCUUUACAAUACGAGAUGAGGAGUAGAUAUGCAAAAUUUGAUAAACAACAUACCUUGCAAGCCCUUCAAGCACUGGCCAGAUUCCAUGCUGGCUCUAUCGUCUUUGAGGAAGCAAAAACUAAAGAAUUUCAGCGUCCUUAUACAGUCAAUGAACAAUAUAAGGAAACUUUAGGAAGAGGUGGAUACAUAGAAACCGAUCCUUGGUUCGUUCAAUGCAGAAUCGCUGCCUUAGAAGCCGUAAAAGCCUUCUCAAAGUAUAGAUUAAAUGUAGAUUACAUGGAAGUCAUUGAACGACGCUGGAGUAUCGUUUUUAACUCCGCUUUAUCUUUAGCAGAUCCCUCUUCAGAACACCGUAACGUUAUAUGUCAUAGAGAUUUGUGGAAUAAUAACAUUUUAUUUCAUUACGAGAGAUUAGAAGAUAAUAGUGCUGUGCCUGAUGAUUGCGUAUUUGUGGACUUUGUGGCAGCGCGCUGUAUGCCCCCUGCAGGCGACGUCAUGCAACUUCUUCACUGCAAUUUGAAUCCGCACUUCCGGAAAGACAAUCUGCAUACUUUCUUGAACUACUACUACGAUGAACUCCAAGUUAUACUGGAGAGUAAUUAUAUUGAUAUCCUGGAUAUUAUGAGCAGACAAAAAUUUAUGACUUCAGCCAAAGAACAAAAUCUAUGGGGUCUUGUAACUCACGCUUGUUUAGUGCAAAUAUUUUGGAUGGAUGAUGAUGUGACGACAAACGCUUUUGCGGAGUCCGCACAAUUUCAUAAAAUAAUGUACCAAGACAAAGCGACUUAUAUUAAAAAUAUAAUGCAAAAGGAUGAGGGUUACAAGAAGAUUCUGAUGGAAGUAUUUGAAGAGUUUAUUGAAGACUAUCUUCUAAAUGAAGAUUAACUCAUAAUCAUCGCAUAUGACUAUUAUGCUACUACAUACAUAGGUAUAUUAUUAUGCUAAUACGUAUAUCGACUUCUUCUACGAACUUGUAACUUGUAUCGUAGUAAUAGUUAUUUACGAAAAGUGCGGAAAAGAGGAAAUUCGAAACGCGUGGCGAUAAAUUAAAACACGACCGAAGGGAGUGUUUUAAAUCGACACGAGUUGCGAAUUACCAAUUCGCACGUGUAUCGUAAACGUUUUACAGUACAUAUGGCCCUUUAAACUUUUGACAUACGCACGAAAAUGCUAUUUUACGCACUAGUGCGGGAAAAUAGGACC
Molecule: messenger RNA, 1962 nt
Organism: Cydia splendana
Lineage: Eukaryota; Metazoa; Arthropoda; Insecta; Lepidoptera; Tortricidae
Exons: 2
Coding region: 355-1644 (429 amino acids)
Source: RefSeq, a predicted model, not a curated record